GGGGCGUGGAGCAGGAGCGCGGGCCUGCGCGUGCGCCAAGCGCCGGGGCAGGGCGUGUCCCUGGUCGGUUCCCGUUGCGCCGGUGGCCGAGCGAGCGCAUCCCAGCUGCCUGCGCUGCCCCCCGCGAACAUGUCCAAGUCUCUGAAAAAGUUGGUGGAGGAGAGCCGGGAGAAGAACCAGCCGGAAGUGGACAUGAGUGACCGGGGCAUCUCCAACAUGCUGGAUGUCAGCGGCUUGUUUUCCUUAGCCCAUAUCACACAACUGGUCCUUAGCCACAACAAGCUAACAAGUCAUGCUAGCAGAGGCCAGCACCCAGAAGGAAGCAUGGUUAGGAAUGUGUGUUCCUACGGAGCUCGGGGGCUGCGUGUCCUGAAAGCACCUUUGGACGGUUUCCUGACUUUCUCUCUGGGACAUUAUUCUGUGCCCCCAAAUGUAGCAGAACUGAAGAAUUUGGAAGUGCUUAACUUCUUUAAUAACCAGAUUGAGGAGCUGCCCACGCAGAUCAGCAGCCUUCAAAAACUCAAACACCUGAACCUUGGCAUGAACAGGCUGAGCACUCUGCCGCGGGGGUUUGGUUCUCUGCCGGCUCUGGAGGUCCUGGACUUGACUUACAACAACUUGAAUGAGCGCUCCCUUCCUGGGAACUUCUUCUACCUCACCACCCUGCGUGCACUCUAUCUAAGUGACAACGAUUUUGAAAUCCUGCCUCCAGAUAUUGGGAAGCUCACAAAGUUGCAGAUACUCAGCCUUAGGGAUAAUGACCUGAUCUCGCUGCCUAAGGAAAUUGGAGAGUUGACCCAACUUAAGGAGCUUCACACUCAGGGAAAUCGCCUGACUGUUCUGCCCCCGGAACUAGCCUCUACGGCAGACACAUGCAGGCAAACCCAGAACCCCCAAAGAAGAAUAAUGACAAAUCAAAAAAGAUCAGCCGGAAACCCCUGGCAGCCAAGAACAAAUGAGGGGCUGACAUGCUGGGAGUUGGCCUCGUCUCUUGACUCUGCUGUCCUCCUGGUCUCUCUCAAAUCAAGACAAUAUGUGUGUAGCUUUCUAAAAACUUGUCACUCUCUCCUUCCAGUGCCUACCACCUUACCUUUGAAUUCUUUUAAUAGGAGGUAGGUUUUUAUAAGGUCUAAAAUUCAUUACCAUUUGUUGCCUUAAAAUUGCGAAUGGCACGAAACAAAGCUCUCAUUCUCCUGCAAGUUUCUUGCUAGGCACAGGUUUCACAGCCUUGAAUAGACAUCGCAAGGCUGCUUAUUACCAAAAGAAUAAUUAAAAUCAUGUAACCACUUAAAUGUCACAGUUAACACUUUUCAUUCUUUCUGCUUAUCACAUAACUCAUUAUUUUGCCUUAUUAAAAGUCUUCUUUCACUGCCAAGCUAUUAUGUACUUUUCACUUCCAAACGAUUUUAAUAAAAUCUUGAUUUUGUAUCACAUGUUUUUUCAUGACUACAAUAAUGAUCUGAUCUUGGGGAUAUACAUUUUUGUUUUUUCUCCCCCCCCCCAUAAGAUUACCUUUUCUAAUUUUAUUUGUUGUAGAUGAAGAUCUCUGAACCUUUCCAUGAAAGAAAUGCAAAAUUAAAUCCUACUUAGUUUCUUCUCACA
Messenger RNA from Jaculus jaculus (lesser Egyptian jerboa), 1602 nucleotides. RefSeq names its product Ras suppressor protein 1 (gene Rsu1). Lineage: Eukaryota; Metazoa; Chordata; Mammalia; Rodentia; Dipodidae. The transcript has 9 exons. Bases 130 to 1116 code for a protein of 328 amino acids. The record is from RefSeq and is a predicted model, not a curated record. Gene Ontology annotation, molecular function: protein binding.